CGCUAAUGACAUCCGGGCCAUAACAAUGUGCUCAUUUACUUGUGGAUUCGAAUGCUUAGCAGGUGUCCAAAAUAGCUUUCAUCAGUGUCAACAGUAGCGUGGCCAGGCUUUAGCCCACUAGAACUCAAUGAUACCGAACACAGUGUUCCUGCCAUUCAUGUGAAUCGACGUUUUGUUUUUUGAGUCCAGGAUAAAGUCGAAGGAGGGGCAAGGAGUGGGAGUUAAUCAGGAACUCGUCGUUCAGGGAGAGUGACUCGGUGACAGCUGAUAACAGUGAAUCUAAUAACAAUGAAAAUGGCGGAGUCUGAUUGUCAACCAGCUGAGAAUGGCGUCCAUUCUCCCGGGACUCAGCUGAAAUUUGGUGUUAAAUGUCCUCGCCUGGAUAUGAGCACGGUGAACUGUAAAACUGUCCUAGACGGACUGGACCCCGGAGUUGUUAUCGUGCCCAAACUCAAUGGACUGGACACAGAACAUAACAACAAUAAAACUACCACCGAUCAGCAACAAACGAAACAGCACAUGGUGCAGAAUCAGAUGACCCCCACGUACCCUGCAUACUCACAGGCCAGUCUGCCCGUGCCUGAAGAAUUUACUCAACCACAGACUGUUGUCACAUCAACAGCAGACCAGACACAGACAGUUCCCUUUUCUACAUCACCACUAGCACAGAAUGGUGUCGAGCAGCAAACAGUUAGUUUAUUCCAGCAAACAGACCUAGACAAUGAAGUUGGGCCCCAAAUCCAAGGUGCGGCACCUACAGUAUCUUCAAAUUCAGGACCUAAAAGGUUACAUGUGUCAAAUAUACCAUUUAGAUUCAGGGAGGCAGAUUUACGGCAAUUAUUAGGGCAGUUUGGUCCAAUUUUAGAUGUAGAAAUUAUAUUUAAUGAGAGGGGCUCAAAGGGAUUCGGUUUUGUAACUUUCCAAAAUAGCGCUGACGCAGAGAGAGCACGAGAGAAAUUGAACGGCACUGUGGUUGAGGGAAGAAAAAUUGAGGUAAACAAUGCAACUGCAAGAAUCAUGACAAAGAAAAGCCCCACCGCCCCCGUGAUACCUAAUGGUGAGUACAUGUAUCCAGUCAUACCCAAUGCUGCAGCAUUGCGAGGUGCUGCUCUCACCAGGGGGCGCAUUGCUACAGUCACAAGAGGUGCUUACACAGCAGCCGCAGCCGCUGCUGCUGCAGCUGCCUUCCGUGCACCCCAGCCAGUGAUGACAGCACAAGCCACAGCCUUGCCAUAUCCUACAGCUGCCAGGAGUGUGUACCAAGAUCCAUUUGGUCUGGCAGCCUCAGCACAGUAUGCUUCACAGGCAGCUGCUGCAGAGAGAUAUGCAGUCACCUCCUUGCCAUAUGCGACUGCGGCGUAUGCAGGAACAGCUGCAGCGAGAUACGCACUGCCAACAAUGGGUACAGCAGCAGGCGGAGUCACAUAUACGCUAUCAGGAUACACUGGUCGUGAGUAUGCAGCCGAUCCUUACCUCGGGCACACUAUUGGACCUGUAACAGGGUACGGGGGACAGCUAUACAGAGCUGGGUAUCAGCGGUUUGCUCCAUACUAGCCUAUCAUGACAUAAAACCAAGGGGUGACAGUGUUCAGAGAGACUCGGAGGACCUACAGGUCUGUGAUCUACAGCACAGUUACAAGAAUACUCAUCUAACUCGCCAAAAUGUGCAGUGAGAUCACACCUAACGCAGCAGCAGUCACAGCUAACACAAUUGCCACUAGCAACACAAUGUGGAGUACAAUCUAGUCAUGCCAUGGUGCUCAACAAUAUGGUUGAAAUGACUGUACAGAAUUGCAUCAGAUUGUAGAAGAAGAUCUUUUUAUCAACCAAGAGUCAUUUAUCUCACAACUGUGACUGGAUCUGAAUAUAUCUAUUUCAGCUGGAACUUACAUGAUUUUGCCAUGACAACAAAGGUGCAGCAUUCAUUUCAGCACCUCAUUCAUUUCAUUCUUAACAGCAUUAAGAUUUUCACCAAUUCAAUCAGUAUAGUGUUAUUUAAAUGAUGGUGAAGAUAAUUUGAUAUUAGAAGGAUUACAAAGUUGCCAAAGUUGUUGCACAAAAAAAUUACUAAAUCUUCACAACGAUUUACACCUCUGUUCUCUGCAGUUUUCCCCCCCACUAAAUAAAUCAUCUACGCUGUCCUCCGUGCUGGCCCCCCUUGGUACUAAUAUCACUCAAUCAAGGUGCUCUUUGGUCAUUUGUACCCAAUUGUGCAAUGACAAGUCAGUAGUGUUUAUACAAAAUUGUAAAAGUAGAAAUGAAGGAACAACAGUCAUUUAUUGUAUGUUGUAACUUAUGUAAAUAUUAACUAUGUGAUAGUGUAGGUAUAUACUUAUAUAUAGAUAUACUCAUAGAAUAUGUAUACAAGGAUCUUGUAGAAACUUCUGGAUUGUUGCCUAUAUAAGGCCUAUAAGAAAUCCUGUCUUUGGAUGUUUCAGUGCUUACUGCAUCAAGCAGAUAUCUUUUACUGCAACACUUUAUAAACAAAGAUAUUCAUAGUGCUUAUUGAUAAGUUAAUUUAACAUGGAGAGAAGCCUAAUAUCACCAUAAAUCUGAAUUGUUCAGAAUGAUAUUUUAGGAAGUUUUGGUAAAAAAGAUGUACGCUCUAGUCAUCAGCUGUUAACUGUCUAUAUUUUAGUCUGUAAGUAAAUGAUACUGCAUUUCUGUUUCACUGAUCUUUGUGCAAUAGCAAAGCAUUUAACUUUGUUUGUUAUUCUGUUUGCCUAAGGUUUUUUGUAUGUGUUAGAAAGGAGAUUCUUAACUAAGAUGGGAUAUAAAAUUCUCAUUGACUUUACCUUACUAUCUUUUGUAAAUCUCAUAAACCAGAAAUAUUUAAAAAUUUUAUUUGCUGGUACAAAAUGAAAAAUUACUUGCUAUAUAUAGAACCUGAAUUUCUGAAAAGUGCUCAGAAUCAACCAAGUGUGGUGCUGAAGUAGUGAUUUUGUCCUUUUAUUCCCUUCAUUUUUGCUUUAUGCAUAUAUACAUUUAUAUAUGUCACUUAGUGUUGACACGCUUUUGUGGCUGCUUGUAGCAUAACAGCAAGGAUUUAAGACCAGUAAAUAUUUUUCAUUGCUGGGACAUCUGCCACACAGGGCAGAGUGAAAGCAACGGUAGCUAGUCAUUUCACAGUAUUACCUUUCUGUAACAAUAUUAAUUCUCUGUAUUUAAUUUGUGGCCAAAUCAAAUAAGUGGAGUUGUGUUGGCAUGAUAGAAGAUGCUGGUUAACAUUAAAAAUGUUUCCAAACUUGUGUCAAGAGGAGAUGGGGCAUGCCAAGGGAGAAAUGAAUGAUAGAAAGUAAGGUGAAUACUCGUCCAAUUAUAUAUUGUUUACUUUUCACUCUUUUUGUAUACACACCUUGAAAAAUCUCGUGCAAAAUCUAGGUUUUGUUUGUUUACGUAUUGUGAACAAGUACGACCGAGUUCUACUUUAUGCUGUUAUGUAUCAAAUCUUUAUAGUUACAGUUUACAUGUAGUCAUCAACUUUUACAGUUAUUAUACCUUAUAUUAUAUGAUUAACCUUUUUUCUGAAGCUUAAAGUUCUUUAUAUGUUUCUAAAGCAUUCAUGCACAGAUAUGACAAAAGUGCAAGUAAACUAUAUGUUUACUUAUAUUCUUGAUAUCAUUCACUCGAAUCUUUUUACUGCUUUAUCCUGAUUGCAACAAAAAUGAAGCCUUUAUCAAGUCAAUUAUUUUCUUUGGUUUCAAUGACAGAUACUGCUUCAAAAAUUUUAAGCACUAGUAGCAGUUUCCAUAUUGUAUUAGUGUUGCAUUUAAUGCAAUAAAUUGUUCUCAAGUGAA
Molecule: messenger RNA, 3797 nt
Organism: Lingula anatina
Lineage: Eukaryota; Metazoa; Brachiopoda; Lingulata; Lingulida; Lingulidae
Product: RNA binding protein fox-1 homolog 2
Biological process (GO): regulation of alternative mRNA splicing, via spliceosome; nervous system development
Cellular component (GO): cytoplasm; nucleus
Molecular function (GO): mRNA binding
Source: RefSeq, a predicted model, not a curated record